UUCAAUUCAUUGUAUUUAUAUUAUAAGUAUUUUCGUUGGGAUUUUAAUUCCAUCUGUAGCAUGUAUUGGUAAUGAUUCGGAGGCAAUAUUUCAAAGAGUUUGCGGGGAGGAGACAUUCAUGCCACUGACCAUAUUUCAGGUCGUUCCGGUCAGGGCUUUAACGGAGUGUAUUUGCCUCUGCGUUUUUAAUCAGGCGUGUGUUUCAUUCAAUUUCGGAGGGUCGAACGACGCAUUUGAAUGUCAACUAAGCACUGAACCAAUGGUCUCGUGUGCUGCAGCUGUACCGAAACCAACUUUCGGUCAUUGGCGAAAAAUGAGUUCUUUGGAUUCUACGUCAACUGAAGUUCCCAUUACGAGUGUUCCAACCACAACGGUUGAUAGCUGUCCGGGUUCCGUUGAAAUUGAAUCUGCCGCCACGUACGACAACGCAAUCCAGCUUGUUGACGUAAACAACAAGUAUUACACAGCAAAUGUCAACGCCGAUGGAACGUUGGUCUCGCUCUCGGGUGGAAGUAAUGUGGACCAUAUUUUUGGCGGAUUAAUAGAAGUGUUUCUCAUGCGAGAAAUUAACGACUAUGAUCAUAUAAUGGAUAGCGCUGAUGACGUCACUCUUUUCUUUAACGGUAAUGACGUCCACUGUAUGGACACGGGAUGGCAAACUGACGGACUUUCCAGUAAAUGCACUGCCCAUGGGUCUUGGACACAAACAAUAGCUGGUGUGUAUGGCGUAGGAAUCCCAUCAACGAUAAAGGCAGCCGUAGAAGCUACCGCCACAAGAGCGUACUUGUUCGAUGACGUCAACGUGUACAUAUCUGAUCGCCCUGGCACAAGCGUAUUGGCGGGAACGCUUACCGAUAGCUAUGGUAUAAGAGACACACGGGCUGACAACCUCUGGGUUGGAAUACCAAGUGGAAUAACUGCUGUUUCAGGCACACACGACAGUGACAAGUUCAUCUUCUUUGUUGGAAAGGAAUACUACGUUUACGAUACGAUAACUAAACAGAUCACGCUUGGACCACUAUGUGUCGGGAACUAGAAUGGUAUGUCCAAGGCCUUUAAGUAGAAAAAACUAUGGUGAUAUAACUGAACACCUCUGCACUUAGGUUUCAAUACACCGUUGGAAAGCUGAAAGGGUCAGCUUUAAGAAUCUGACCUCCAUUUGAAUGUUUAGUGAAUGAAAAAUGAAAAAUUAACCCUUUCAUCCAAAAGGGCUAAUUUAUUAA
Messenger RNA from Owenia fusiformis, 1223 nucleotides. The record is from the annotation of a GenBank genome assembly. NCBI's taxonomy places the organism in Eukaryota, Metazoa, Annelida, Polychaeta, Sabellida, Oweniidae.